Molecule: messenger RNA, 1267 nt
Organism: Brachypodium distachyon (stiff brome)
Lineage: Eukaryota; Viridiplantae; Streptophyta; Magnoliopsida; Poales; Poaceae
Product: late embryogenesis abundant protein 31
Exons: 3
Coding region: 26-829 (267 amino acids)
Source: RefSeq, a predicted model, not a curated record
UCGAUCGAGAGAAGCAAGAAAGGAUAUGAGCCAGGAGGUGCCGCCGAGCAUGCCGGUGCCCGGCGACGAGCACGACGAGGAGGACGAGGGCAGCGUCGACGGGCCCGUCCGAUACGGAGACGUGUUCGCGGUGCACGGCGAGCUGGCCGGCGCGCCCAUCGCGCCGCAGGACGCGGCCACGAUGCAGGCCGCCGAGAGCGCCGUGCUGGGCCGGACGCCCAAGAGCGGGCCGGCCUCCGUCAUGCAGUCCGCGGCGGCCCGCAACGUGCGGGCCGGCGCCGUGGCCCACGGCGAGGCCACCGGCGCCGCCGCCGAGCUCGGCGUCACCGUCUCCGAGACGCGGGUCCCCGGCGGCCGCAUCUUCACAGAGUUCGUCGCCGGCCAGCACGUGGGCCAGGAGUUCGUUUCGGCGGCGGCGGACGAAGAAGCUUCGUUGGCAGACGGCACGAAGAUAACGAUGGGCGAGGCGCUGGAGGCGACGGCGUUCUCGGCGGGCGAGGAGCCGGUGGAGGCGAGCGACGCGGCAGCAAUCGAGGCGGCCGAGGCGCGCGUGAACGGCGCGACACCGGCUGCUGGGAGCCUGGCGGCUCGGGCGCGUGCGGCUGCGGACGCCAACGCCGUGGCGGAGCGGGAGGAGGACAAGACCCGCCUCCGCGACGUCCUCGCGGACGCGACGGUGAAGCUGGGCGCGGACAAGGAGGUGGAGAGGGAGGACGCGGCGCGGGUGGUGGGCGCGGAGGUGCGCGGCAAGCCCGACGCCACGGCGCGGCCUGGCGGGGUGGGGGCGUCCGUCGCCGCGGCAGCGCGGCUCAACACCACUAGGCUGUAGCCUCAACUAUUGCGGGCACCUACGCCCGCAAGCUCCAUCGGCCAUCGCCUUUCACUUCUUCGUGUCUGCCCACUCCCCUCGCCUUGUCAGUUUCUUCAUGUCUCCCCACUCCCCCUCACGACUGGUAGUAGUAAUUAAGAGAUCAUGAUAAAAAGAGAACAAAUAUCCCAUCUACUCCCUCCACAGUAAUUGGUUUAAGAUGGAAACAUGAGAUGAGACAAACUUUUGAAAGUAAGACAGGCCGGUGAUAGUUUAUUAUCCCUUAGCUUUUAAAUUAUAUGUAUGUAUAUAUUGUUAUGAGCUUUCCUUGUAGGAACGAUCAACGAAGAGAGAAGAUGGUUUGAUGAAUGGGUGACAUCCUUCUUGGAAAUAUAGGUUUUGAUUGUUCUUUGGUGGCGCGUGUACUGUGAAAGGAUACCGGUUAAGUUGUAAUUUCUA